AUGCCGUCACCGAAUCAUCGCCCCCGAGCUUCGCUGGCUUCGACGAGCACAGGAGCGGCCAUACGGCGGGGAGAUUUGAAAAUCUCGGACCCAAUACCCUUCAGCGAAUCAAGGGACAUGUUCACUUCUUCUGCUUCAGUUCCCUCCCCUGGCUUUGCUUCUGCUUACCGGCCCAACGACACUACCUGGCCACACCAAAGCCCUCCGCCGCGAGAGUACCAUAAUCGCCAUGUGAGCGAGGUACCGGUCAAUAUGACCUUGCGGAAUUCCGCCGGUCCGUCGCUCAUCCCAAGUUCCAUGUCUUCAGUGCCUUCCAAGUCGUCCAUGAGCCAAAAGAAGCCACGAGGGUUGCGUGCAGCUCUCAUGCGUAUGUUUAAAGGAAGGAAACAUCAGUCUGCUCCUGCCCAAGCCAACAAUUACCAUUACAGUGACCCAGGCCAACUCCUACCCGUCAAUGAACAGCAUCAACCCACACAACCAGAGCCUCCACAACCUCGCGGACACGCAAUACCACCUCAGGCACUGACUUCACACUCGAUUCAUUCGAAUUUCGCGGAAAAUCUUCCGUCACCACCUCGGCGCCGGCGUCGAAACACGUUACCUAGUUUGGUGUUCAGUGAAAAGGACCUGGAUUCAUUGGCUGCUCUAUCGACUGAGACCAAACGUGCCAAAGAGGAUUGUGUCUCUGAUGGUCAGUUGAAGCGUCGAUCUAGGAGUGCUGACCAGCUCAAUGAGGCCUUGCGGUCAAGUGGUAUGGAGCGUUCACCUACCCGCGACCGCGCCAGUGAAAUUGCAUAUUGGCGAAACAGUGCGAUUGAGAAUCCUGUUCCCGUGUACAGCGGGCAGUCGAUUGCUGUCGACCCUGUGCAUGUCACCGGCCCUGUGAGUUCGACAGAAGAAUCUGAACGAGGCUCCUCGAGUGCGGCCAAUCCGAUGCAAGCGUUCGAUUUUGGGUUGGAUCUUUCCACCGUCGACAACACUAGCCUGUCGCAAAGAAUAAAUACAUUGGAGAUCAAGCUCAUUGACUUUGAGUAUGCCAUCGCUAAACUGCAAGGGACGAAGCUCUCCAAUCCCGUGAGAGACUCGCGGCACUUCGCCGAAGGACAAAUUGACAAUGUCUUCCCCGCUGAUCGCGCGGACACAACUUUAGCUUCGUCUUCAUCGCAAGACAGUAGCUAUCCAGCUUCUUCUUCUCCAAACACUGUGAACAAUAUGAGCUUUCUCUCGUCGCCAGGCGAUUCACCUCCCUUGUCACCAGAAAGAGAAGAUCUGUUCCGCCCUCAGCGAAGCAGCAAGGCUACAACUGCAACCAUCACGCCAUAUAAUUCCAAGUCCAAGACACCACCCCCACCAGACUCGCCGACUUCGAUCCAUAUACCCUUGGACAAGUUUGCAGCCCUCUUGGAGAUGGUCAAGGAUGAAAAAGCCGCGCGACUGAGGUUAGAAGAGCAAGUAAUGGAGCUUCAGAAAGAGGUUGAAAGCCUCAAGGCUCCAGUAUACGCCUCUAUUAGAGAAGCGCCGUACCCGACGCCUAGUCCCGAGUCAUCUCACCACCCACCUGCGACGCCACGAGCACUACACCGAUCUCCAGGAUUCCAACUAAACUACCCUCCCCCGGAGAUUUCGCGCUUCAGCGGAACUGAUCAGGAAUCGGAGAACGAUCAAGAAGAAGAAGAAGGGUUCGAGGAAGUUUACGAAACGCCCUUAGAGAAUUCUAGAAAGACUUUUGAGAUUUCUCGAGAUGAUGUACGACUGCCGGUAAUAUGA
Molecule: messenger RNA, 1767 nt
Organism: Exophiala spinifera
Lineage: Eukaryota; Fungi; Ascomycota; Eurotiomycetes; Chaetothyriales; Herpotrichiellaceae
Exons: 1
Coding region: 1-1767 (588 amino acids)
Source: RefSeq, a predicted model, not a curated record